UUCUCUUUUUCCCCCCACAUAUUAUUAUCUUUUUUCCUCCUCUGUAAUUGCCAACAAGGUUCUGUGCAGUGUUUGUAGAGAGAGAGAGAGAGAGAGAGAGAGAGAGAGAGGUAGAUAGCUAGAUAGACCACAGAACUAGAAAAAAAAUAUUAUAGGAAGAGAGGGAGAAACUAAUAGAGAGUCCUAUGCUGGGGGACUCAGCAGUGUUGGGAACAGGAGGAGGAGGCUCUGGUGAUGCAGUGGCAGCACCACCACCUGCUGCAUCAGGAGGAGCACAUGAUGGUGGUGUUGACGGCGGUGACGGUGGCGGUGGCGGAUCAAAUUCAGGGGAUGAUAGAGUUGAGGAAGGUGAGAGGAGCUUUGGUGGGAACAGGUGGCCGAAGCAAGAGACUUUGGCUUUGUUGAAGAUACGGUCGGAUAUGGACGUGACUUUUAGAGAUGCAAGUGUAAAGGGUCCCUUGUGGGAAGAGGUUUCUAGGAAGCUGGCAGAGCUUGGCUACAACAGAAAUGCCAAGAAAUGCAAAGAGAAGUUUGAGAACGUUUACAAGUACCACAAGAGAACCAAAGAAGGACGAAGUGGGAAAUCAGAAGGCAAAACUUAUCGCUUCUUUGAUCAAUUACAAGCCCUUGAAAACAACCCUGCAAUUCAUGGAAAGCAAUCUCCAACACCUCCAAAGCCGCCACCACAAACAACAGCACUAUCAGCAACACCAGUGUCAAUAGUGGUAACAACAACUACAACUACACCAUCAUCAAUAAUAAUGCCACUUCCAUUGCCACCAGUGUCUAAUAACAACAACAACACCACUGUUCCAUCCACAACAUCACUUCCUAUGCCUCAAAGCAUUCUCAACAUAACACCACCAUCAACACUGAACAUCACAAUCCCUUCUUUUCCACCAUCAAACCCUACAACAUACUUCCCAACACAAACACCAAACCCUACUAGCAACAACAACAACAACCCUCCAAGCACCAUCACCCCACCUUCCUUCCCCAAUUUCCCCGCCGAUCUCUUGUCGAAUUCGAGUUCUUCAUCGACUUCUUCGGAGGAAACACCGACGACGGAGGCCAGAGGGCGCAAGAGGAAGAGGAAGUGGAAGGACUUCUUUGAGAGGCUCAUGAAGGAGGUGAUAGAGAAGCAGGAGGAGCUGCAAAGGAGGUUCUUGGAGGCCAUAGAGAAGAGAGAACAAGAGCGUGUGGUGAGAGAGGAAGCGUGGAGAAUGCAAGAGAUGCAAAGGAUCAACAGGGAAAGGGAGAUUCUAGCACAAGAGAGGUCCAUUGCCGCAGCAAAAGAUGCUGCUGUUAUGACAUUUUUGCAAAAGAUAGCCGAACAUCAGCAACAAGAAACUAUCAAUCUUGAACCAGCAUUGAAUAACAACAGCAUCACUGUUGUUCCACAGCAACCAGUGCCACAAGCAACACCAACAUCAACUCCAACACCACAACAAGCACAAACAACAACAGUUCCUGAGGCCCCACAAGUGCAGCCAUUGGUCCCACAACUACAACAACAACAACAAAUAGUGGUGAGUAAUGUGGAAAUCAACAAAGCUGAUAAUAACGGUGAGAAUUUGAUGAUGGAAGCAAGCUCUUCAAGGUGGCCAAAAGUGGAGGUACAAGCACUGAUAAACCUGAGGACAAGCUUGGAAACAAAGUACCAAGAAAGUGGACCAAAAGGGCCACUGUGGGAGGAGAUCUCAGCGUUGAUGAGGAAAAUGGGGUACAACCGGAACGCCAAAAGGUGCAAAGAGAAGUGGGAGAACAUCAACAAGUACUUCAAGAAGGUCAAGGAAAGCAACAAGAAGAGGCCUGAAGAUUCAAAGACAUGUCCCUAUUUUCACCAGUUGGAGGCUCUAUACAGGGAGAAGAACAAGGGAGAGGGGCAGAUGAAGCCGGAGAGCAUGAUGGCGCCGCUCAUGGUGCAGCCGGAGCAACAAUGGCCUCCUCAAACAACGCUUGUGGUACCGCCAGAAGUAACCAUGGGAGACACCCAGAAUGACCCCAUGGACCGGCAGUACCAUGAGGAGAAUGAGGAUGACGAGGACGACAAGGAAAUUGGAGAUGAAGACGAGGAUGAGGACGACGAAGGAGGUGAUAAUUAUGAGAUAGUUGCGAGCAAACCAGCCACAGCUGAUGCUUCCGGAGAGUGAGAGGAAAAAAUAUUGACCAAAAAGGGCAUCAAUUAAAGAAUGAUGGAUCAAUUUGAAUUCACAUAUUGUCGGAAAAAUGGUGGUGUUGGGAUGAAAUUUGGUAUUGAUGGUGGAUGGUGAUGUGAUUGUAUUGAAGAUUUUGAAAAUGCACGUACUUCAGAAUGACACAUGGGUAUAGGGGUAGCCAGUAGGGUGGGGGAAUCUGGGUUGGAAGUACUUGGUACAAUAGCAGCAUAUAGUCAGUAAGAUUAUAUGUUUUUUUUUGUUUUGAAAGAAGAAAUAAUUAAUUAUUUUUUGAGCUCAAUAAAUAAGUUGAUGAGGGAGAGGGGAAGGGUUAUAAGAUAGAGAAAAAACUUCAGACUUGCAUGAGAGGUGAGGUUCAACAUAAAAUGAAUAAGCAAGAAACCUUGAUUAAUGUUAUGGUACUAGCUAUAUAGGUUUUUUGUACUAAAUUUUCAUGUUCAUGUUGAUGUAAAUGCGAGAAACGAUUAAUUGUGGGGGGGUUUGUCUUUAUUUUGUUUCUUUAAUUUCCUUUUCAAUUUUGUUACUCUUCAAAUGUUGUCAAUCAUUUUUGUUUCUUUUCCUCCUUCAUUGUAUAUUAUCUUGUCUUGAUGA
Molecule: messenger RNA, 2768 nt
Organism: Glycine soja
Lineage: Eukaryota; Viridiplantae; Streptophyta; Magnoliopsida; Fabales; Fabaceae
Product: trihelix transcription factor GT-2-like
Exons: 2
Coding region: 186-2153 (655 amino acids)
Source: RefSeq, a predicted model, not a curated record